AUGAAGUUCACGUCUGCAAUAGUAGCAAUAUCUCUCCUAUUCGGCGUGGCAACUGCAAUCCUCGGUGGACAAGUCGUUCCGAUCGGUAAAAAGACAUACACUGUCGGCCUUCGCUCCUCCGCCAACAGCGCAUCGUUUUGCGGUGGUGCCCUUGUCUCCCCCACCCAUGUGCUCACUUCUGGGCAUUGUGAAUGGAGACAGGUCAGCUACGUAACUAUUGGCUCCCACUACAUCAACGGUUCGGAACAUGGAGUGCCAGGCGACGGCGAGCAGAUCAAAAUCGCCGAGACUUAUUUGCACCCGAAGUUCAACAUCAACGUUACAAACUCGCCCUGGGAUUUCGCAAUAUUAAAGCUUGAACGAGCCAGCAAAUAUACCCCAGUCAACUUCCCAAACAACGCAGACGGCAAGAAAGGGGAAUGGGCAACCACUAUGGGGUGGGGUGUUGCCUCCUACCCAAACGGGACCUGGUCUCUAGAACUUAGAAGCGUGGCGUUGCAAGUGUGGGGGGAUAAGGAGUGCGCCGAUGUAUUCACCGACAUUUCUUUCCCUUCAGAAAUGUGUGCUGGUGGUGUCGCAGGCAAGGACGCUUGUGCUGGCGACAUGGGCGACCCGUUGAUCAAGGAGAACAAGGAGGGAGAUGCAGAUGACGUUUUGAUUGGCGUGAAUAGUGCUGGCUACGGUUGCGGUACAGGGGGAGUCCCUAGGGUGUACUCGCGAGUGUCUGCUGCACUUCCGUGGAUUAACCCCAUCAUCAAUGGGAACUAGUUCUACAAGUGAAAGAAAUUGAUUCCGUGGAAUACCAGUUCGAGACAAGUUUGUUAGCGUUUACAUUAUUUGAAAACUAAAACAAAACUAGAACAUUGGAUCGAAUGUUACAUUUUAAGCGGU
Phytophthora nicotianae INRA-310 is the source of this 891-nucleotide messenger RNA. RefSeq lists its product as hypothetical. The transcript has a single exon. The record is from RefSeq and is a predicted model, not a curated record. The coding region runs from base 1 to 768 and encodes 255 amino acids. Gene Ontology annotation, molecular function: serine-type endopeptidase activity. Gene Ontology annotation, biological process: proteolysis. NCBI's taxonomy places the organism in Eukaryota, Oomycota, Peronosporomycetes, Peronosporales, Peronosporaceae.